CGGCACCUCUGGGUGCAUCCAUGGUGCGAUAACGAUGCAAUAUAUCCCGCAACAUGUACCUCCUGAACAAGCAGCCAACAAUCUCUAAUAUACCUUACCGAUAAGGCUAUAAGUGGUAGCCCGCACUCCUGUGUCUUCGCCGUAGUCGAACAUGCAGUUUGCCGUCGAAUCAUGGAUCUGGUAUACCUUCGCCGUGUCUGUUGUCUUUAUCAGACUCAUCUCAAGAAGUCUCCUCUUUGGAUCACUAAUGCGCCUGCAAUAUGAUGACUGGAUCAUGGGCAUUUUCGUCACGGGUUGUUACACAGUCUUGAUCGUGAUGGCCAACAUCGAAGCUAAAUCGCAGUCAAAUCUGCUCCCUCCAGGAUUCGACGUCAGCACACUCACAUCCGAGGAAAUAUCCGCCCGUGAAUAUGGAAGCAAGAUUGUAAUUGUGGUCGAGCAGAUGCAGAUUGCGGUCAUCUGGGCUUGUAAAGCUUGCCUGUUGAUAUUGUAUCAUAGGCUUACAAGAAUGGUUGCGUCUAAAGAGAAUGUCGCCAUCAAGCUGCUCUCCGCCUAUGUCGCUCUUGGAUUCGUGGUCAUGGAGAUCUUGUACUUUGCUGCUUGGUGUAGACCUUUCUGGCAGUAUUGGGCAGUCCCGACUGGGAGUUCCCAAUGCAACGCCCUAAUCGACCACCGCAUCACAAACGCAGUUUUCAACAUCUCGUCCGACCUUAUCAUGCUCUGCAUCGCACUUCCCAUGUUUAUCCGCAGUCUGCUCCCCCUUAAGCGAAAGCUAAUCCUUUGCUGCAUCUUCAGCUUAGGCGUCUUCGUUAUCCUAGCAUCCGUGUUGAACAAGUACUACUCCUUCGCGAAACCGUAUGAGCCAACAUGGAUCUUCUGGUACGCCCGUGAAUCCUCGACAGCGAUCAUUGUGGCAAAUUUACCCUUCACAUGGACCCUCCUACGCAAAAUCUUCAAUUUGGGUGCGUUUGAUGAACACCAUCCACCACCUCCAACCUACCAUUCAUCCAGAACUGCUGGCGGCAGGCGGACGCAACGCGGCCGCAGUGGCCAUGGAAGCGGCGGCGGCAGCGCAGAGAAACAACCUCACAGCCAUGGAAGCAACCAAAGUAGUAAAGAUAGCCAUUCGAUGAGCCUAAUUGGAUCUAUUUGCGCUGCGAAAGACCCCAAAGCUACGGCACCCAUUUCGGAUGAUAGCCAGCACAGCGAGAAUGGACUCCUUCAUGCACAGAUAACCGCCCAAGAUUUCGGGAAUGUCGACUUGGAGCUUGGAGACAGACCCUCUGCGCUCGGCCCUCGACCACUAUCCCCGGUAGCGUCAAGGGCGACUUCGGCGCGACCAUCGCUAGACGGCAGCGUCCACCAUUAUCCCAGUCUUGCUUCGCCACGAAAGGCACAUCUGGCUCCUUCGAGAGCCUCGAGCGUUGCUUCAGUGGAUCGAAGAGUGCUCAGGCCACUGAGUCCAAGCCGCAGUAGCCACGAUGGAACCGGCAUCGGAGCCCCGGUUGGAACGGGAGGAGGCAGAAGUGCGAGAGACCGAAAGAUGAGAGCUCGACUGAGUAACUAAUAUCUCCUAUGUUUGAUUACGAUUGAAUGAGUAUA
Molecule: messenger RNA, 1602 nt
Organism: Lindgomyces ingoldianus
Lineage: Eukaryota; Fungi; Ascomycota; Dothideomycetes; Pleosporales; Lindgomycetaceae
Exons: 3
Coding region: 152-1567 (471 amino acids)
Source: RefSeq, a predicted model, not a curated record